Choloepus didactylus (southern two-toed sloth) is the source of this 1702-nucleotide messenger RNA. RefSeq names its product tubulin beta 3 class III (gene TUBB3). Gene Ontology annotation, molecular function: GTPase activity; GTP binding; structural constituent of cytoskeleton. The record is from RefSeq and is a predicted model, not a curated record. The coding region runs from base 46 to 1398 and encodes 450 amino acids. The transcript is spliced from 4 exons. NCBI's taxonomy places the organism in Eukaryota, Metazoa, Chordata, Mammalia, Pilosa, Megalonychidae. Gene Ontology annotation, cellular component: cytoplasm; microtubule. Gene Ontology annotation, biological process: axon guidance; microtubule cytoskeleton organization; mitotic cell cycle.
CAGCCGCCGCCCGCCCGCGCCUCCCGCAGCCCCGACGCCGCGAGGAUGAGGGAGAUCGUGCACAUCCAGGCCGGCCAGUGCGGCAACCAGAUCGGGGCCAAGUUCUGGGAAGUGAUCAGUGAUGAGCACGGCAUAGACCCCAGUGGCAACUACGUGGGGGAUUCAGACCUGCAGCUGGAGCGGAUCAGCGUCUACUACAAUGAGGCCUCCUCUCACAAGUACGUGCCUCGGGCCAUCCUGGUGGACCUGGAACCUGGCACUAUGGACAGCGUCCGCUCGGGGGCCUUUGGGCACCUCUUCAGGCCUGACAACUUCAUCUUCGGUCAGAGCGGGGCUGGCAACAACUGGGCCAAGGGCCACUACACAGAGGGUGCGGAGCUGGUGGACUCGGUGCUGGACGUCGUGCGGAAGGAGUGUGAGAACUGCGACUGCCUGCAGGGCUUUCAGCUGACCCACUCCCUGGGUGGGGGGACGGGGUCUGGGAUGGGCACCCUUCUCAUCAGCAAGGUGCGCGAAGAGUACCCUGACCGCAUCAUGAACACCUUCAGCGUGGUGCCCUCGCCCAAGGUGUCGGACACGGUGGUGGAGCCCUACAACGCCACGCUGUCCAUCCACCAGCUGGUGGAGAACACCGACGAGACAUACUGCAUCGACAACGAGGCUCUCUACGACAUCUGCUUCCGCACCCUCAAGCUGGCCACGCCCACCUACGGGGACCUCAACCACCUGGUGUCGGCCACCAUGAGUGGCGUCACCACCUCGCUGCGCUUCCCCGGCCAGCUCAACGCUGACCUGCGCAAGCUGGCCGUCAACAUGGUGCCCUUCCCCCGCCUGCACUUCUUCAUGCCCGGCUUCGCCCCUCUCACGGCCCGGGGCAGCCAGCAGUACCGGGCGCUGACCGUGCCCGAGCUCACCCAGCAGAUGUUCGACGCCAAGAACAUGAUGGCUGCCUGCGACCCGCGCCACGGCCGCUACCUGACCGUGGCCACCGUCUUCCGCGGCCGCAUGUCCAUGAAGGAGGUGGACGAGCAGAUGCUGGCCAUCCAGAGCAAGAACAGCAGCUACUUCGUGGAGUGGAUCCCCAACAACGUCAAGGUGGCUGUGUGUGACAUCCCACCCCGUGGCCUCAAGAUGUCGUCCACCUUCAUCGGCAACAGCACGGCCAUCCAGGAGCUGUUCAAGCGCAUCUCGGAGCAGUUCACGGCCAUGUUCCGGCGCAAGGCCUUCCUGCACUGGUACACGGGCGAGGGCAUGGACGAGAUGGAGUUCACAGAGGCAGAGAGCAACAUGAACGACCUCGUGUCCGAGUACCAGCAGUACCAGGACGCCACGGCCGAGGAGGAGGGCGAGAUGUACGAAGAUGAUGAGGAGGAGUCGGAGGCCCAGGGCCCCAAGUGAAGCCGUGUGCAGCUGGGAUGGGGGCAGGACCCCUGCCCGCCAGCCACCACCGUCCCCCAGCUUUGCUUCCCAGCAGCUGCCAGUCGCUCCACCCCUGGGGUCCCGAGUUUGUCCUCCAGUGUUCACGACUGCCCUGCUAUGUGGGUCCACUUGGCUCUGUCUCUCCCCAUUGGCCCAUCUCAGUUUUUGUGUUGUUUGUCUUGUUGCUUUAUUGUGGCUCCAGCCCUGAAGUUUUAUGGUUUUGUUUUUUUUACUGGUUUGUGUUGAUUUGGGGGGGGGGGUACUUAAUAAAUUUAUUGCUGUC